Molecule: messenger RNA, 10515 nt
Organism: Perca fluviatilis (European perch)
Lineage: Eukaryota; Metazoa; Chordata; Actinopteri; Perciformes; Percidae
Product: plexin-A1-like
Exons: 33
Coding region: 530-6217 (1895 amino acids)
Biological process (GO): semaphorin-plexin signaling pathway involved in axon guidance; regulation of cell migration; positive regulation of axonogenesis
Cellular component (GO): semaphorin receptor complex
Molecular function (GO): protein binding; semaphorin receptor activity
Source: RefSeq, a predicted model, not a curated record
AACAUUCAGCAGCUGAGGAGCUCCAGCGAAGACAGGACUCGGCCCGGAGCGCCCUCUAUGGGCUCGAAGCGGCACUGCAGCAGCAGAGCGCCUCCUCCCUCCUCCUGGAGCCGGAGUUGCAUUCCUGUCCUCUCCAUUCACACGCAGGGAGCCGCCGGAGAGAGAGAGCACCGCCGCUCCGUGACCAGAGUGGAAUGUCCCUAAGUUUUGGAAUUUAAAAACAUGGCGAGGAUAUCUAACCUACGGAUCACUUGAACCUGGCUCCCACCUCGUGCCUCUGUGGAUGAUGUUCCUGAUGACGACUUGCAACGCUGAGAACAGGACAGCGAAUUAGGAGUUUUGUUGCCCCUCCCUUUAUCCUUCUCUCUCUGUCCCUCAAAACUGUCCUCCCUUAUUCCUUGACAGAAGAGCAUAAAACAAGAGAAAAUCCUGACUUUGGUCUUGGUACCAGAGCUUGUACUCCUCCUCCUUCUCCUCCUCUCUUUUUCCUUCUCCAACCCCCUAAGCCUUGCCUCUAGACGGCCCAGAUAUGUGCCCCCUAGCUCGGUCAGCGGCUUCCCCUGGCCCGGGGAACUUGUUUCUCCUCUUGGGGCUUUUGCUUAUCAUGAGCUCAUCCUUCUCUGGAGGCCAACCCCCGCCCUUCAAACGAUUUGCCCCUACUGAGUGGGGGCUUACGCAUCUGGCCAUCCACAACAAAACUGGAGAAGUCUACGUGGGAGCUGUCAACUGGAUUUUCAAGCUGUCUAGCAACCUGACCAAACUACGCAGCCACAUGACUGGCCCAGUGGUGGACAAUGAGAAGUGCUACCCUCCGCCCAGUGUCCAGUCCUGCCCUCAUGACCUGGCCCAGACCCCCAAUGUGAACAAGCUUCUUCUCAUAGACUACGCACAGAACCGCCUCAUUGCCUGUGGCAGCACUUCGCAGGGGAUCUGCCAGUUCCUACGUCUGGAUGACCUCUUUAAGCUUGGCGAGCCCCACCACCGCAAGGAGCACUACCUUUCCAGUAUGGCAGAGUCGGGCACCAUGUCCGGGGUCAUCAUAAGCUCCCCCCACAGUCCGACCAGCAAGCUUUUCAUCGGAACCCCCAUCGAUGGCAAGUCUGAGUACUUCCCCACAUUGUCCAGUCGCAAGCUGAUGGAGAAUGAAGAAAAUGCAGACAUGUUCAGCUUUGUCUAUCAGGAUGAGUUUGUUUCCUCUCAGCUGAAGAUUCCCUCCGACACUUUGUCCAAGUUCCCUGCUUUCGACAUCUAUUAUGUAUACAGCUUCAGCAGCGAGCAGUUUGUCUAUUAUCUAACAAUGCAGCUGGAUACCCAGUUGACUUCACCUGAUGCCAGCGGAGAGCAGUUCUUCACCUCGAAAAUUGUCCGCCUCUGCGUGGACGACCCCAAGUUUUACUCCUACGUCGAGUUCCCCAUUGGCUGCACUAAAGAUGGGGUAGAGUACCGCCUGGUGCAGGAUGCCUUCUUGGCUCGUCCAGGCCGGCAGUUGGCCAACUCUCUGGGGAUCUCCGAGAAUGAAGACAUCCUCUUCACAGUCUUCUCUCAGGGUCAGAAGAAUCGGGCCAAACCACCCAAAGAGUCAGCAUUGUGCCUGUUCACCCUUAGGAGGAUAAAAGAGAAGAUCAAAGAAAGAAUUCAGUCCUGCUACAAGGGAUAUGGGAAACUCUCCUUACCCUGGCUGCUCAACAAGGAGCUCGCCUGCAUCAACUCGCCCCUGCAGAUAGACGAUAACUUCUGCGGCCAGGACUUCAACCAGCCUCUGGGGGGAACCAGCACCAUCGAGGGCACGCCCCUCUUCAUCGACAAAGAUGAUGGCAUGACCUCGGUGGCGGCAUACGACUACCGUGGCAACACCGUGGCUUUUGUCGGCACGCGGAAUGGCAAACUGAAGAAGAUCUUGGUAAACUCUGUGAGUCCCAACCGUCCAGCGGUGCUCUACGAGAAGGUGACUGUAAGCGAGGGAGGAAGUCCCUUACUGAGAGACAUGCUGUUCAGCCCAGACCAGCAGUACAUCUACACGCUGACUGACCGACAGGUGGUGAGAGUUCCAGUGGAAAGCUGUGAGCAGUACACCACUUGUGGGGAGUGUUUGGGCUCCAGAGACCCUCACUGUGGAUGGUGUGUCCUCCACAAUGUUUGUUCACGCAAGGACCGGUGUGAACGAGCCGGAGAGCCCCAGAGGUUUGCCUCUGACCAGAGGCAGUGUGUGGAGCUCACUGUUCAGCCAAGAAAUAUCUCUGUCACCAUGUCUGAAGUCCAGCUGGUCCUCCAGGCUCGUAACGUGCCUGAUCUGUCAGCAGGGGUCAACUGCUCCUUCGAGGACUACGUGGAGACAGAGGGACAGAUCCAGGGUGGACACAUCUUCUGCCUGUCUCCCUCCGUCCGGGAGAUCAUCCCCAUCACAAGGAACAAAGGUGACAAGCGGGUGGUGAAGCUCUAUCUGAAGUCCAAGGAGACGGGCAAGAAGUUUGCCAGUGUCGACUUUGUCUUCUACAACUGCAGUGUCCAUCAGUCCUGCCUCUCCUGUGUAAACGGCUCGUUCCCAUGCCACUGGUGCAAGUACCGCCACAUGUGCACCCAGAACGCCAAUGACUGCUCUUUCCAGGAGGGACGUGUCAACAUCUCUGAGGACUGCCCUCAGAUCCUUCCCUCAACCCAGAUCUACAUCCCUGUCGGGGUGACCAAGCCAAUCACCUUAGCUGCCAAGAACCUGCCCCAGCCCCAGUCAGGACAGAGGAACUACGAGUGUGUCUUCCACAUCCAGGGGGAGACCCACAGUGUGCCCGCCCUGCGCUUCAACAGCACCUCAAUCCAGUGCCAGAAAACAGCGUAUACCUACGAGGGCAAUGACAUCAGUGACCUGCCAGUGGAUUUGUCUGUAGUUUGGAACGGAAACUUUGUCAUCGACAACCCCUACAACAUCCAAGCCCACCUGUAUAAGUGCUAUGCCCUGAGGGAGAGCUGUGGGAUGUGUCUGAAGGCAAACCCCAGGUUUGAAUGCGGCUGGUGCGUACAGGAGAAGAAAUGCUCCCUGAGGCAGGAGUGUACUCCUCCAGAGAACACUUGGAUGCAUGCCACCACAGGAAACAGCCGCUGUGCACACCCGAAGAUCACCAAGUUGUCUCCGGAGACGGGGCCCAGGCAGGGAGGAACCAUGCUGACCAUCACGGGUGAGAACCUGGGUCUGCAGUUCAAAGACAUCCAGAGUGGAGUCCGCAUCGGAAAGGUGACCUGCAACCCUCAGGAGGACCAAUACAUCAGUGCCGAGCAGAUUGUGUGCCGGCUGAAUGAUGCAACAGGUUACAGGGUGCAGGAGGCUCAGGUUGAAGUGUGUGUUAGGGAUUGCAUUCACCCCGACUACAAAGCAGUCUCCACCAAGGCCUUCUCCUUUGUGUCUCCAUACUUUACCCGCGUCAUUCCUUCCACUGGGCCGCUGUCUGGAGGAACAAGGAUCACCAUUGAAGGCAGUCAUCUCAAUGCAGGCAGUGCUGUAUCUGUGAAGAUAGGACUUCACCCCUGCCACUUCGAGAGGCGGAGCAACAAGGAGAUAGUGUGCGUCACCCCGGCGGGACAAACUCCUGGCACCACCCCGGUCAUGGUGGACAUCAACUCUGCUGAGCUGAGGAACCCAGAGGUCAAGUUCAACUACUCGGACGAUCCCACCAUCCUCAAGAUCGAGCCCGACUGGAGUAUCGCCAGUGGAGGAACCAUGUUGACCAUCACUGGAACUAAUCUGGCCACCAUCAAGGAGCCCAAAAUGAGAGCCAAGUAUGGAGCUGCCAAGUCAGAAAAUAACUGCACGGUUGUCAACAACACCGUGAUGGUGUGUCUGGCGCCCUCUGUGGCCGGAUCUGAAAAAGGCUUCUCGGAGUCGGGCAGCAGUCCUGAUGAGAUCGGCUUUGUCAUGGAUGACGUGCGCUCUGUGCUGGUGGUAAACGAGACUUUCAGCUACCACCCGGACCCCGUGUUCGAACCUCUGAGCCCCUCGGGCAUGCUGGAGCUGAAGCCCAGCUCACCGCUCAUACUCAAGGGCCGUAACUUAAUUCCUGCAGCCCCAGGAAACGCUAAGCUGAACUACACGGUGCUGAUCGGUGAGACGCCCUGCAUUCUCACCCUGUCUGAGAGCCAGCUGCUGUGUGAAUGGCCCAACCUGACCGGAGAACACAAAGUCACUGUGCGUGUUGGAGGCUUUGAAUACUCACCGGGGACCUUGCAGAUCUACUCCGACAGCCUGCUCACCCUUCCUGCCAUCAUUGGUAUCGGAGGAGGUGGUGGCUUGCUCCUGCUGGUUAUCAUUGUGGUGCUGAUUGCUUAUAAGAGAAAAUCACGGGAUGCGGACCGCACCCUCAAGCGGCUGCAACUGCAGAUGGACAACCUGGAGUCCAGGGUGGCCCUUGAGUGCAAGGAAGCCUUUGCAGAGCUGCAGACAGACAUCCAUGAACUCACUCAGGAGCUGGACGGAGCAGGAAUCCCCUUCCUGGACUACCGCACCUAUGCCAUGAGAGUCCUCUUUCCUGGGAUUGAGGACCAUCCUGUGCUCAAGGAGAUGGAGGUACGGGUCAGUAGAGAGCGCUCCACUCACAUUCACACUCAGAUGCUGACCAAAAAGCACUUCCUGCUGACCUUCAUCCGCACCUUGGAGGCGCAGCGGUCCUUCUCCAUGCGAGACCGGGGCAACGUGGCCUCCCUCAUCAUGACGGCGCUGCAGGGGGAGAUGGAAUACGCCACGGGCGUCCUCAAACAGCUCCUGUCUGACCUCAUCGACAAAAACCUGGAGAGCAAGAACCACCCAAAGCUCUUACUCAGAAGGACGGAGUCAGUCGCCGAGAAGAUGCUCACCAACUGGUUCACGUUUCUGCUUUACAAGUUCCUCAAGGAGUGUGCUGGUGAGCCUCUCUUUAUGCUGUACUGCGCCAUGAAGCAGCAAAUGGAAAAGGGCCCAAUAGACUCAAUCACAGGAGAGGCCCGCUACUCCCUCAGUGAGGACAAACUCAUCAGGCAGCAGAUUGACUACAAGACUUUGACGCUGCACUGUGUGAACCCAGAGAAUGAGAACGCUCCGGAGGUGACGGUGAAGAGCCUGAACUGUGACACAGUAACGCAGGUGAAGGAGAAGCUGCUGGAUGCUGUGUACAAGGGCACACCAUAUUCCCAGAGACCAAAGGCCUCCGAUAUGGACCUGGAAUGGCGGCAGGGUAGGAUGGCUCGCAUCAUCCUUCAGGACGAGGAUGUCACCACUAAGAUAGACAACGACUGGAAGAGACUCAACACCCUGGCUCACUACCAGGUGACAGAUGGCUCAGUGAUUGCCCUGGUGCCUAAACAGAACUCAGCCUACAACAUCUCCAACUCCUCCACAUUCACCAAGUCCCUCAGCAGAUAUGGUACGAGAGAAGAGAGCAUGCUGAGGACAGCCAGCAGUCCGGACAGCUUGCGCUCCCGAACACCCAUGAUCACCCCCGACCUCGAAAGCGGCACCAAACUGUGGCACCUAGUCAAGAACCAUGACCACUCAGACCAGAGGGAAGGGGACCGAGGGAGCAAGAUGGUCUCUGAGAUCUACCUGACCAGACUGCUGGCCACCAAGGGUACGCUCCAGAAGUUUGUGGACGACCUGUUCGAGACCAUCUUCAGCACAGCCCACCGAGGAAGCGCCCUGCCUCUCGCCAUCAAGUACAUGUUUGACUUCUUGGACGAGCAGGCAGACAAACACUCCAUAUCAGACUCUGAUGUACGGCACACUUGGAAGAGCAACUGUCUUCCUCUGCGGUUCUGGGUGAAUGUGAUCAAGAACCCCCAGUUUGUCUUUGACAUCCAUAAGAACAGCAUUACAGACGCCUGCUUGUCCGUGGUGGCUCAGACCUUCAUGGACUCCUGUUCAACAUCGGAGCAUAAACUAGGGAAGGACUCGCCUUCGAACAAGCUGCUCUACGCUAAAGACAUCCCCAACUAUAAGAACUGGGUAGAGAGGUACUACGCUGACAUCUCCAGGAUGCCUGCCAUCAGUGACCAGGACAUGAGUGCCUACCUGGCGGAGCAGUCACGCCUGCACGCCAACCAGUUCAACAGCAUGUCGGCCCUAAACGAGAUCUACUCCUACAUUGUCAAGUACAAGGAUGAGAUCUUGUCAGCGUUGGAGCGGGACGAGCAGGCGAGGAGACAGAGACUGAGGAGCAAGCUGGAGCAGGUCAUCGACACAAUGGCCCUGAGCAGCUGAGGACCAUCCAGCGCCUCCAUUUCCUCCUCCUCUUCACUCCUCCUCCUCUCCAUCCGUCUCUCUCCCUCGCUCCUCUCACCCAGACAACAAACAAAACUCCAACCCCCAACAGUACGACAGACGAACUGCAAAAGGACUAUAGCAGUAUACUGCAAAAUGGGGGGGGUUCGGCAGAGAUGGGCGGGCCUGUGUACGCUUACAUGUGUAUGUGUGUGUUUGUCUGCAGCCCCAUACAGUGUGUGGGCUCGUGUCUGUGUGAGAGACUGGGACACCAGACAUUUUCACACGUGCAUACAUGGAGAAACAUGUCAAUGACAUUUGAGCAUUUGAUUAUUGUGGAUGUUGGUGUUUGUUGUUUGCUUGACUUUGAUUUUAAGAGUUUUGUCGUGAUGAAGCGAUGGCCAGGAAAGAAACAAUGGAAGCCUGGAAAAGGAACUCAAUAUAUGGCAUCAUUCACAGGAUGGACGAAUAUGUGAUGAGCCAAUGAAGAGAGGCUCUCUAGGUCAUGUGACUCCCCAACGGGUGUCACAGUUUUAAAGGAUGUUAGAUUUGUUUUUGUAUAGAUGUAAUCAACUGCCCACUCUCUGAUCUCUCGCCACUUGUAUUACUGCUGAAUUUGCACAAUUUACAGAAACGUUAGGAAAGACGAUAUAGAUAUUAUAUAUAAAUACAGCUACGUUUUUAAAGAAACAUUAGGGAGAAAACAUUUUGGUUGUUUUUCAUUUAAACCAACAAACACAAAAAAUAACAAUAAAACAUGAUUUGAUAUUUCAAGUACAAAAGAAAAAAACAACGUAGACAAAAAAAAAAACAUUGAAAAAGAAACAAAAAAGUCGUACUGUGCCAUGUUUUCUUUGAAUGUUGUUUAGUGCAAAGACAUUUUGUUAGAUGGAAUGUGCUACCGUAUGAUUUUUAAAUAUGAACAUGCCUAGUGACUGAAAAGAAUUGUUUGAGUAAUGACCCAUCAUAAGAUUCUUGUUGAAAAUGACAGGAAGUGAGAGGACACCGUUUUCUGUCUUCUCAAGUUAGUACAGUUCAUGGUGUCAUGGUGAUAACAUGAAGUUACUGUUUCUAAUUCAAUCAGUGCAAUCUUUUGGUUUCAGAAAACCAAAUAAUAUACUCGCAGGAUAUUUGCUUUAUCAUGGCCAAGUAUCCCGCGCCACAGCUGGUUCUGUUCUCCAAGGGUCAAGAAGUGACAGUUAGGUGGAUCAUGUUAUAGUAACUGAACAAUGAAGUAGCUACUUUGCACUACCUGAAAUAUUUCCGUUUGCCCCGAUACCACAAAGCCACCAUAUCUAACCUUUAAGGUGUGUUCACACCAAACAUGAAGUACAUUUUUUGCACAGUGCGAUUACAUAUAAAGGCAUCCAGGCAAUCGAUUAUUCACGCCAAGUGAUGCAAAUGUGCGUCUGCGCUUGGCGAAGUGUUUGAACAUUUGCGUAACGCUGUGUCAGCGUUGAGAUUUUCCUGACGUCACAGAGAAUCAGAAAUGGAGGGCAAACUUAUUGUCAGCGUCUGCGGGCAUAUGGAGCUCUAUGACUCAACGUCAGUCCUGUACAGAGAUGGAACAAAAAAGGAGAUGGCUUGGGGAAAAGUGAGAGAAGCCAUCGGACUACAGGAUAACAUCUGAGAUAUGUAUUUGUUACUUCCAGCUAUCAGUUGUACUUUAAUACGAACCAAAAUUAGCACUAACGUUAGCAUUAGCCGCCUUCCCCAGUUAGUUAGCACUCCAAAAACCACUCCAGCGACCGUAUUUGCGCAAGGUAACAAAAGGCAAAAGUUUGCUUUGCGUUUGGUCUGAACACACCUUAAGGAUUCCACAGGGCCUGAGUUUGUGUUAUCCACACCUUGACGGGUCAUUUAUUUUCCGACACAGUUCUGUUAGAGCAAAGCCUAUGUCUUGUUGCUCUCAGACGCCGUUUACGUAUUUACAGGAGCGACAAUGAGGUCAGGUAGAGCUUAGCUGAGCCCCUCAGUGGUGAAACAAAGUGGGAAAAGCUGCUUUCAGCCUAAAGCCACUUUUUUCCAUUUUCUCAAUGUUAAUACCCAAAAUAGAGGGACAAGGAAAAUAUAUACUGAGUGUUUCUCUCCACCUCUAACCUAUGUAUUUGAGAGAGGGGUUUUAGCUUUUUAUCCAUGGGCAGGUUGGGGGGGGUGGUAUAGAAAAAUUCAGAGGUGAGACACCUCUGUUCAUUAGCUACACAAGGCUGAGUAAUCCUCCCCUCUAGCCUGCAGCUCUUGUUUCAAAACUAGCCUAUUGCCAUGUGUGGCUUAAGCUUUUUAUUAUUAUUAUUAUUAUUAUGAAGACUGCUCUCUUAAGAGGAUUUCUUUUUUUCUCUUUUUUUUGAAGUCUUGAAGUCAGGGUUUUUGACUUUGUUGUGAGAAAUAAUGUUUUCUGAUUUUUCUUUUUUUCUGCUUGCCGAAAAACCAAACUGUGGUCUGUAUAUCGUUUUUGUUGAUGUUUUCAUUUGUAAAUUGUAUACUUUUUCAUGAUGAACAAAAGCUGUUUGCCAUUUUUUGUUAUCAGGUAGAUUUUUGUUUUUUGUCUUUUUAUUUUCAACAUGUAAAUUGUACAUUGUACGGUACACAGAAGACAAAAUUAUCUUCGGUUUGCCUGAAGUUGAAAUACUUGACGGAACUCAAGGUUUAUUUUCCUGAUCUCAAGGAUCAAAAUGAAAUUGUUGCAUCAGAUGAGCAUCUGUGUCUUUGUGAUGGAAAUGUGACUUGCUGCUUUAACUCUUCUACCUUGUUUUUCUAUCAAACAUUAGGGCUGUCAUUUUAUGCUGAUCAUAAAUGCUGUCGCUGUCCAUUUUUACGCCAGGUUCCUUAAAAAAAAAAAAGAACUUUUCUCUCAUCCAAUAAUAGUGAGCACACCUCCCAAAUUAAUGUCAACCCACAAUUUUGUUUACAUGUCUGAGAUGUGACAUUAAUUUCUACAGCUGCAUACAUAUCAGCCUAGUUCAACUGGAUACCUGUGGGGACUUGAUAGUUCACUCUGUAUCUGCCAAACACAAUCUUGAGGGACCACUCUGCUGAUGUUAAGAUAGAAAUUUCUCCAUUUCAGCUGACCAUGUUGGCUACACACAAUAAAUGGUCUCUGUUAGAAUCAUCUAUGUUAAAGAGAGUACUGCAAAAGCUCCACUAAAAUAUGCUUAGUCCACAUGCAAUCAUUAUAAACCUGUUUUUUUCUUCAGUGUACAGCCAAGUUUUUGCUGCAUUCGUACAUUUUGGUGCUCUUACUGUAGAUCACAGGGCAAGGAAAUAGAUGACUGCUGAGGCCAGAGCUCAGCGGUGCUGUUAACAGCAGUUCCUUUAAUGGUCAGUAUGAGCACAAUGUACAGUAAGGACAAAUCCACUCGCUCCCUGUAAAAGCACACAGACGAAAACCAGCUGAGGCUACAGUGCCCAGUUGGUGAUCUGUCAGGCUUUUUAUAGACACAGACAUUCUCAAUUCAUUGUCAGAUUCAUGCUCCAUUUGUGUCCGUAUUCUCUUUGUAAUUUGGUUGAUUACGUGAGUGCUGAGGAAGAUGGCUAGUUUAUCGUUUGCAUGGCUACUUGCCUUUUAGACUGACCUGCUUGGAUGCAUCUUUAGAGAAACUUCCCAUUUACCAUUCUCUAUCCUUAAUUUUGCACUGUUUAGUGUGAUAAUUGACUAGUGAUAAUUGACUAGUAAUAAUCGUUGCGGAGGUGGUAUACAGCAUGUUUGGUGUCAUCAGGAGGAAGCAAGCAUCAGCUGAUUUACAGUAGAACUUGUCACAAGAACCACAUGCCGACUGCCAGUUGACAGAGUUGCUGGGUUUUAUGCUGUUUCUCUGUCAAAUCAGAACAAAUGAACAAGUCAAGUUUACUGCUGGCAUCCGUGUAAGCUGAGUCAACACAUAGUCAUGUAUCUCAUGUUUAACUCUCAGCUCUUAAGACAUGCGUAUUCAUACUUUUGCCUCUCCAAAAAAAAAAAAACAGUUCAAUCCGAUGCAAGUCCUGGCAAUAUUCUGCUUUCAGUUUUUUUCCAGCUUUCUUCCGAUUCUGGAAAAUUCAGUAGUUGUCCUUUUUUUGUUAAUGGAAGUUACAUAGAAUCCAAGGAAAUGCAAAGCAAAUGGAUUUCAGACAGAGCUGGCAAAAGAAUUUUAUUACUACAAUAACUCUGAUUACAUUUUAGAGUUUCAGACUUGAAGCGACUGUCACAAGUUUGCAGGUUAACAUUCAUUGUGUAAAUAUUCUGUUAUUUCCUAUUUUGCAGAUUUACUACUUGUAAAUAAACACGCAUCAAGGAGAGAUUAAACAUUUUUUGCUAAAUAAAA